Messenger RNA from Mesorhabditis belari, 276 nucleotides. The record is from the annotation of a GenBank genome assembly. Lineage: Eukaryota; Metazoa; Nematoda; Chromadorea; Rhabditida; Rhabditidae.
AUGAUUAAAUCAAAAAAAACCGUCAAUCAUGCUAGCGAACGUUUCCUCUUUGCUCAAAUCGUGGCCAACAAUUUGCCAUUCACUUAUUGUUAUCUGCUUGCUCCAUUCCUUUUCAUCACCAUUAUGCCAUGGGCUCCGAUGUUUUCCGAUUUCAUCUAUUACUUUGGAAAUCUGCUUUUGUACACUGGGAGUCACCUCUAUCAGGCAAUCGUCACCAUUUAUCUACUGCGCAAAGACGAACGAAAAAACAUAAUUCGAAACUCAUCAGCGGUAAGA